AUGGAUAUUCGAGUGCUGCGUCCAGAAGAUAUUCCGCAUGUGCAACUGGCGAAUAUUACCAAUUUGCCUGAAAACUACUUUUGCAAGUACUAUCUCUACCAUGCCAUGAGCUGGCCGCAGCUGAGCUAUGUGGCGGUUGAUGUCUCGCGCCCCCCCAAAAGCCCCUACGACCCCCCCAAAAUCGUAGGCUAUGUCCUGGCGAAAAUGGAGGAAGAACCCACCGACGGUGUGCAACACGGCCACAUCACCUCUUUGUCCGUGAUGCGCACGCACCGCCGACUGGGGCUCGCUGAGAAACUGAUGCGCCAGUCGCAGCGCGCCAUGGCCGAGACAUUCCACGCGCACUACGUAUCUCUGCACGUGCGCGUGUCCAACACGGCUGCUCUGCACCUGUACCGCAACACGCUGGGCUUCAGCGUGGACAAGGUCGAGGCCAAGUACUAUGCCGACGGCGAGGAUGCGUAUAGCAUGCGCAUUGAGCUGGCGGACCUGAAGGAGACGCUCAGGGAUGAAGAAGAGCAGAUUUUCGGAUCUGAAGGCGUCGACGAGGGAGACCCCGUGGGCAGCGAGGCUAAGGCCGUUGACAAGGAGAAGAAGAAAAAGGUCAAGGUGGGUAGGAACAAGGGCGUGGUGGAUUUGGUAGAGAAGAAUGAGGCUGCUGCUACUGCU
Messenger RNA from Exserohilum turcica Et28A, 669 nucleotides. RefSeq lists its product as uncharacterized. Gene Ontology annotation, molecular function: protein-N-terminal-glutamate acetyltransferase activity; protein N-terminal-serine acetyltransferase activity. The record is from RefSeq and is a predicted model, not a curated record. Gene Ontology annotation, biological process: N-terminal peptidyl-glutamic acid acetylation. Gene Ontology annotation, cellular component: NatA complex. The transcript has 2 exons. NCBI's taxonomy places the organism in Eukaryota, Fungi, Ascomycota, Dothideomycetes, Pleosporales, Pleosporaceae. The annotation marks the transcript as partial.